GAAGGAGGAGGAAGGAGAAGAAGAGAGAAGGAGAAGUAGAUGCUUUUGUAGGCAGAAUAAUAAUAAUAAUAACAGAGGCUUGUUUCUAGUUGCUGCACUCUCAUCCAAAAUUCUCCAUUAUCAUUUCAUCAAACACAUGAAGCUCAAGACCCGCUCCUGAUUCAUUCCCAUCACUUUCACUAUGUUGGAUCUUAACCUCUCCGUCUCCUCUCUCCAUAACCACCACCACGACCUUCUAGAACUUUCUUCCACCCACAUAGAUGCUUCUACAAGCUUCAAUUCCUCCUCCAACACCGCCGCUGACCACUACUCCUGCUCUAACGCCCAACCUUUCUCAUACGCUUUCAGCAUUUUAAACCACGACCAUGUCAAAUCGCUCCAUGACGAUGAUGAUCACGUUGAGGACCCUACCAUCCAGCUUUUUCCCCCGCUCGACGGCCACUCUUCCGCUUCCAUCACUCCUCAGUUGUUGGAUCUCGACUGCAGGGAGAUGGUGCCUCAGGUGCAGCAGAGGCCGCAUGUCAAGAAGAGCAGGCGUGGGCCCAGGUCUAGAAGCUCGCAGUAUAGGGGGGUCACGUUUUACCGGAGAACUGGGAGAUGGGAAUCUCAUAUUUGGGAUUGCGGAAAACAAGUGUACUUGGGGGGAUUUGAUACUGCACAUGCUGCAGCUAGGGCAUAUGAUCGAGCAGCGAUCAAGUUUCGCGGGAUUGAUGCUGAUAUCAACUUUAAUGUGAGUGACUAUGAAGAGGACAUCAAGCAGAUGAGUAAUUUUACAAAAGAAGAAUUUGUGCAUAUCUUGCGUCGCCAGAGCACUGGAUUCUCAAGAGGAACCUCAAAAUAUAGAGGAGUAACUCUGCAUAAAUGUGGGCGAUGGGAAGCUCGUAUGGGCCAGUUUCUUGGCAAGAAGUAUAUAUACCUUGGCCUAUUCGACAGUGAGAUUGAAGCUGCAAGGGCUUAUGACAAGGCUGCCAUAAAGUGCAAUGGAAGGGAAGCAGUCACCAACUUUGAACCCAGCACAUAUGAAGGCGAAGUAAUUGUUGACGCCAACAAUGGAGAUGGCAACCAAAGUCUUGACCUAAACCUGGGAAUUGCUCCCCCUGAUAUAUCUGAUGGCCAAAAGUUAAACAGAGACACGGAUGGUUUCCAUUUUCGUAGUAGCUGGUGUGACAGGUCCAUUGACGGGAGACCAAUGAUUCUAAACUCUGCUUCUGCAAAAUGGAAGGAUGAACAGCCACAUGACCCUGCAAUGGCAUCUCAUCCCCCUCCUAUAUGGGGUGGGUUAGAUUCCAAUUUCUUUCCCCUCUAUAAGGAAAGAGCAAUGGAGAAGUGGGUGGAAGUAGAUUCAGUGCCAAAUUGGAUGUGGCAAAACCAACUGGCAAAUCCACCGUCUCUCUUCUCCGCUGCAGCAUCAUCAGGAUUCGUAUCUUCAACAAUUACUGCACCUACAGCAACUGCUGGUCAACUUCACUUUCCAAAUUCAACAUUUCUUUACCACCAAAUUUCUCCUUCUGUCACCAACCCCAGCAACAUCUCCCAUUUCUACAACUGUAGGAGCUGAAAGAGCCAACAUAUCCACAGUCCAACCAACAUAUCCACAGCCCAAUAACCUUUUUCUUCGGUAGAGAAAAGAGAAGAUGGAUGUGUAGACAUUGAAAACGCCAAGCAUGGUAACCAAAUUCAUAAACAGCAAUGUUCAGCUUUUAUCUUUCCUGUAAAGCUCAUCAAACUAGAUAAAUGAGGUCUUGAUGGUCAGAGUAAUUCAUGAAAGUUUUUGCUCAAGGAUAUGUAACCCUCUUGUCUAGCUGUGCUGUACUUUUAUUUGUAUGUAGUACUAUUGGCAUCCAUCUUAAGCUUUGCAUGCCGGACCAAAGCUUAUAAAGUCAGGCAGCUUGUGAAUUCUCUCUGGGUUUACCAGACAGAAAACUGAGUGAAAAAAUUUGUUUGUCCAAGGCUUCAGGGGAAUGCUUUUGUCCUUA
Molecule: messenger RNA, 1976 nt
Organism: Manihot esculenta (cassava)
Lineage: Eukaryota; Viridiplantae; Streptophyta; Magnoliopsida; Malpighiales; Euphorbiaceae
Product: APETALA2-like protein 3
Exons: 10
Coding region: 182-1558 (458 amino acids)
Biological process (GO): regulation of DNA-templated transcription
Molecular function (GO): DNA binding; DNA-binding transcription factor activity
Source: RefSeq, a predicted model, not a curated record